AACAAUUUCACAUCAUAGAAAGGUAUAAUUUGUUGCGAAAUAUUGAGGAUAUUCAGUAGUAUGAAUCUGAAAUAAAUGUUUAUGCGACUUACCAUCGAAGUUAAUUAGCUAUGAAUACGGAUAUGGAAACUUCAUGUGAAAAGGCUCCUGAGUAUACAGACCAGCCACCUCCAACAUACGAAUCACUUUUUGGACAGAUAAAACAGGCAAAGCAGAACUCAGGUGGAAAUGUUGCCUUUGCCCAGAAUAUAGUUGGCAUUACCACAAACUCAGUUGGAUAUAUCAUAUUCUUGGUUUUAGUACUCGCCAUUCCAAUAACUUGUAUCGUAAUUGGGUCAUCCUUCCUUCAUCAGUGUCCAGCACAAAGAUACAUACCUAUCUACCUCAUAGUUUUUGGUGUGUUUACAUUAAUCAGAGAUGUAUCCAGUCUGAUACAAACAUUCAAGGCUAGGAAAGAUGGAAUCGACGAAAAUCAACAGCAGAAACCAAAUGCUUUUGAUGGACUUCUAAGUUGUUUUCUAUUCGCAUGGUUUAUUUGUGGCAAUGUUUGGAUUUAUCAAACCUACGGAAACUUCACAACAUCAAAUCCUGCUGCUUUGGAUUACUGCCACCACACGCUAUUCUAUUUUUCUUUCUGGUUACUAAACGUUACAUAUAUCAUAUCAGGUGUUAUGUGUUUGUGUGGUUGUGUUUAUUGUGCCUACAUCUGUUGUAUGAUAAAAGGAGCUGACUGACAUUACUGCUUAUUUUUUUGUACCUAAAUUUAUUUUUUUCUCAAUUAUGACGUUAAUAUUCUUUUUAGUUUUCGAAAUAUUCCAUUCUGGCGACAUGAAAAAAAAAGACAAAUCAUUCACGAUGACAUCACGCAAAUAGAAGGCACCUUGUUCUUAAGCCAUAAAAUAUUCAUUACAGGGACAAAUUAUUUACCAAAACAGUACGUGAAUAACGACAUUUCUCUGCUCUCGGUAGGUUUUUAAAGUUUCAUAGAUUAAAACUAAUUAUUUAGGAGAAAUUCCAUAUCUAUGGUAGUAAACGUAUCUCUAAUUAUCUUUAAAAAAUGGUGUAUGCAGAAUUUUCGGCAUAAUACUUAUUUACACGUUUAUUUGAAAAUUUGCAAAUCUAUGAUUAAAAUAAUACUCAGGAUGAGUUAACAUAAAAUUUAGAAUGGAAAUGGGGAAUAUGUCAAAGAGACAACAACCCAACCAAAGAGCAUGUUUAUGCAAUAUCAUUUUAUCAGCUUUUUUUAAAUAAGAUUCGUUCAAGUUUCGAGACCAGUUGAAACCUCUUCCAAAGAAGUCAGAAUGUCGGAAAUAAUUAUUCGUUUAAUUAAUGCAACUAACUUGCUGCGCUUCAAUGCAUUUUAUUUUUUAUUGUUUAUAGUUUAUGUUUUGUAAUAUCAAUUCAAUAAUAAAACUAUUAUUCUUUCGUUAAUAUUCAUAAACAGUUAUAAAGUAUAGAAAACAUACCAAACUCGUCAUGACUUUUCAAAUAUUAAUCGUCAAAAAUAAAAAUACACCUCAUA
Messenger RNA from Mytilus californianus (California mussel), 1522 nucleotides. RefSeq names its product transmembrane protein 272-like. The coding region runs from base 111 to 734 and encodes 207 amino acids. The record is from RefSeq and is a predicted model, not a curated record. Lineage: Eukaryota; Metazoa; Mollusca; Bivalvia; Mytilida; Mytilidae. The transcript has 6 exons.